AUGCCCAGCUCAGCCCAGCAGCUCACCCCAGCUGGAGAGGACAGACGCAUCCCUGCAGAGUUUCUCUGCCCGAUCUCAAAGACGAUCUUCAAGGAGCCAGUCAUCGCGUCCGACGGCUUCACCUACGAGCGGCAGGAGAUAGAGAAGCGCUUCAAGAGCAUGGACUUGACUUCGCCCGUCACCAACCUUCCUUUCCCCGGCACCAAACUCAUUCCCAACAAGGUCCUGGAGGCCUUGAUACGAAAGUACUAG
Messenger RNA from Guillardia theta CCMP2712, 252 nucleotides. RefSeq lists its product as hypothetical. Gene Ontology annotation, biological process: protein ubiquitination. Bases 1 to 252 code for a protein of 83 amino acids. The transcript is spliced from 2 exons. Gene Ontology annotation, molecular function: ubiquitin-protein transferase activity. NCBI's taxonomy places the organism in Eukaryota, Cryptophyceae, Pyrenomonadales, Geminigeraceae. The record is from RefSeq and is a predicted model, not a curated record.